Pyricularia grisea is the source of this 507-nucleotide messenger RNA. RefSeq lists its product as uncharacterized. The coding region runs from base 1 to 507 and encodes 168 amino acids. The record is from RefSeq and is a predicted model, not a curated record. The transcript has 3 exons. Lineage: Eukaryota; Fungi; Ascomycota; Sordariomycetes; Magnaporthales; Pyriculariaceae.
AUGUCGGGAUUCCCAAAGCUUAUCCCAGCCUUUACGGCCCAGGUCCCGAUCACCGCCCCGACCUCGAUCGGCAGCACCCGCUCCGGCGGUCUAGUCCACGCCGGCUUCGUGCCCGACGCCGGAUCCCUCAAGUCCGAGCCUGGCUACCCCGUCCAGGUCGACGCCGUCUUCGUGCACGGCAGCGACUACAUCCGCCCGGACCCGGAUCAGCGCCACGUCCGUCUCGAGGUCAGCAGCCUCAUGCGCGACGCCAAGUCGGGCGGACACUUCAGGUUCGACUACAGGGGUACCGGCUCCACCACCGGCCCGGCAGGUCUGGUUCUUGCCGGCAGCCCUGAGGCCAAGACGACUGAUUUUGGGGAGGUUUUCACACAAGUGUCGUUCGAGACCGACAACGCAGAUCUCAAGGCAAUGUCCGAGAAGGUGUAUAUCGGGUCGGGCCGAUUCAUUCUCGAGGAGGGCAAGCCUGUCAUCGUUGAGUACAAGAUCAGUGAGGUGGCUGCCUAG